CAGUGCAGCGAUCCGGUCACAGUCGCACUCGGGUCAGUGGCAAGAUGGCGUGCGUUGCUAACGGUCGUGUCUCAACUGUGACCAUUGUUUUAAUCGUAUUACAAGUCGCAAUAUCACAAGAACGUCCCGAUAUAAAAGUGAAUUUCGAAGUAUUAAAACCAAAAGGAUUACGUAUAUCGAUACCAGAUUCGAGCUCUUCAAAAAUAUCAUUGUUCGCUUUCAAUGGCCACCUUAACAGAGCUAUAGGCAGUGACGAUGUUGGCUCAAUAAGGGGUGAGGUUACAAAGGCCACAAAUGGGCGAUGGGAAUUCGAGGAUCCCAAUGUGGAACUGAAAGUGGGUGACGUUAUACACUAUUACUUCAUCGUGACAGUCGACAGGGUUGGAUAUGUGAUUGACAACCUGACAUAUACUGUAGGCAAUUUGGAUAACCGUUCAGGCGGUUCCAACCCCAAUUGCCAGUCAUCAGUGACAGUGAUCCGCGGCAGUACGACACCAAUAUGCUCUGGUCAAACCAUCUUCGAAGACCACUUCGAUAGCUUAAAAGAGAACGUGUGGCAAAUUGAACAAUACAUACCAAUUGAUAAUCCUGAAUAUCCUUUCGUAUCAUAUCAGCGCCUUCCAUCAGAUCCCACGGUGUCUAUAGUAGACGGUAAUCUUCGUAUAGUUCCAAAACUGCAACAAAAUCAGCCGGGCUUCACGAACAUGUCCAUCUUUACGGACAAUUUAAAUUUAUUUGAUGGAUGCACAGCACCAGCUUGCUCGAAGCAACCAUCCGGAGCAGAUAUCUUACCACCGGUGGUUACAGGCCGUAUUACGACCAGCAAAAGCUUCGUAUUUAAAUAUGGGACUGUUCAUAUCAGGGCGAAACUACCGCAAGGAGAUUGGCUGUACCCAGAAAUCAUGCUGGAACCAUUUCUGAAGAAAUAUGGUAAUACAAACUUUGCAUCUGGUGUUUUGAAAAUCGCUGCAGCACGUGGCAAUAAGGAGCUAAAUUCUGGACCACAAGACUAUGGAAACAAGGUUCUUUACGGAGGUCCCGUAAUGGACUUCGAUUGCCGCAACGAAGUGCUAAAGAAGAAUGUACUAACUAAUGGUCGGAUGUGGGGAGAUGAUUAUCACGAAUACAGCCUUCGCUGGUCACCAGAUCGUAUAAUUUUAUUGGUGGAUGGAGUGGAGUGGGCGAGAGUGGAGCCGGCAGUGAGCGGGCUAGCUGGCCGACUGCCACGGUCCUGCAACCACGUACCACGAAUGCUCCUCGCCGGGGGAACCAGAAUAGCACCUUUUGAUGAUUCAUUCUACAUAACACUGGGCGUAUCUGCUGGUGGUAUAUCAGAGUUCGAAGAUAACCUAACAUCCAAGAAUGGCUGGCCGAAGCCCUGGAGCAAUGGAGCGAGGAAGGCCAUGUUGAACUUCUGGAAAGAUCUAGAUGCAUGGUACCCGACGUGGAGUCAAUCUGCGUUGCUUGUUGAUUAUGUGAAAGUAGUCGCUUUAUGAUUGACUAGUUUUUAACCGUGACUUCACCCAUGUGACCAGGAUAUGUUUAUUGACCGAGUAUGUCCAUGAAUACGCUAGUUAUUUGAUUUGAAUACCAGAAGGAGACUAUACAAAAGUGGGCGUGAAUUUACAGGGUACAGAUGAAUAAUACCUGAGUCCUCAGGAAUGGCAACGCAUGGGGGGUAUCAUGGUCGAAACUGUAUACUCUGUUAUGUCCAUGGUACCGCCCGUAUCUAUAGGCGACGGUUACCACUUUCCAUCAGGUGAGCCAUCAGCUUGUUUGCCAUUCUAAGUUGUAUAAAAAAGAAAGAAUUAUUUUGUUUAAUUCCGCUACCAAUAGACAAAAUAAACCAAAAUAAUUCUGAUUAAAUAAAUAUUAAUAUGGACUUUCGCAAGAUAACACCUAGUUCAGUAAAAUAUCUUAGAGUACAUUCAAAUUUCAUAGAUUUAUAAGCUAUUCAGACGCUAAAAGGUAACAAAUAAACAAGCACGUUCCUAUUUACGAUAUCAAGUAAGAAUUUAAUGCAACGCACUUUUGGACAAUGUGUUUUUAUUAUUCUUUAUUCUUUAUUGUACACAAACGGUUAUUAAAAUGUAAAAACAAACAUAAUAGUGUACAAAGGCGAGCUUAUCUCCAAUAGAGAUUUCUUCCAGCAAACCCAAUAUGAGAAAACUUACAAUUCAUUACAACAGUAUUUUAACAGUUCAUUAGUAGUUACAGUCAUACAUGUGUACCAAUCGACUUAAAUGUUUAUAGUUAAAAAUAAAUAAAUAAAAUGUAGACUUUACAAAUUCUAUUAUAUGUUUGUAUGAAUAAAUGAAAACUCUUUAUUAUUUGUUCCCUUCAAAGAAUGACAUUGAUUAUAAAGAUUAACAAUAUGUACACGAACAGAAUGCAUACGUAAAUACGAUAAAGCAAGUUAAAGAGGCAACAAUGGGUGGCUUUAUCGCUAAACAGCGAUCUCUUCCGGGCAACCUUAGGACGGAGAGGAGUAAUUAAAACUGGAUCUGGUCUUUGUUUCAUGUUUGUUACCUCAGAACUCUGUCAUUUAUGAAUCGAUUUUUCAAUUAUGAAUAUUCUUUUCUUAUCUGUAAAGGUUUACUUUCAGUUUGGUCCCAUAGAAGUUUUAUCAAAAUCGGUUCAGUUAUUUAGUUUUGAAAUUAAAUUAACUAGUUUUGUCGCAUUGAAGCCGGUUUUUUUUGUGGAACGCAAUCUUGAAUUAUAAUUGAAAUAUAAUUGAAUUGUGUAUGUGUAUAUAUAUAUAUAUAUAUAUAUAUAUAUAUAAUAAUGAGUAGGGAUAAUUUUUAUAUUAUUAUAUGUAUUACAUCUCCCAUAUUUAGAACUAACAAAAUUUUUUAUCGUGCCUUCCACCAAGUUAUGAGUUAUGUACAAUAAAGAUUUUUACAAUACAAUACAAUACAAAUUGUUUAUAAUUACUCCUCUCCAUCCAAAGGUUGGCUGGAAGAGAUCGCUCUUAGCGAUAAGGUCGCCCAUUGUUUUCUCAUUGUGAUUAUUUCUUGUAAUUAUUUAUAUUUAUAAUAAGUUUACUAUUGUAAUCUUUUGGAGGAAACAAUAAAGAGUAUCUAUCUAUCUAUAAUUAUCAAAUAGCUAUAUGUACAGUACCUUUGACGUAACUCCUUGACUAAUGUCAAUCAUAACACAUUUGCAGGGGCAUAUGGACUUAGGGUCAAUACGAUACUAACUAGCUAGUCAGAGAGCUGGAUGUUAAAAUUGUUUAUUUUCUGGCAUUAGUACUAAUUAUAGAUUUUGUUUACUGCUGGCACUCGUGACCUUUAAUCAGGUAUAACUGCCAUAUUUUUAUUAUUCCUAUUUAGUUUUUAGUAUACCUAAUUAUGUUUUUGUAUGUUGACUAAUAAGUUGACCGUUACCUUUUUGACAGUAACACGUGUCUCAAUCAAUAAUAUAUAUAUAUAUAUAUAUAUAUAUAUAUAUAUAUAUAUAUAUAUUAAUUAAUGUAACCCAUUCCUUGACACUGGUGUUUGUAUUUAUUAAUAGUGGCUCAAGUAUUUCUUACCCCAGAAAAAAUUUAUUACCGAAAUAUUAAAAAGAAAUAAAUUCAAUUAUUCGAAAAAAAAACACAAACGAAAAAAAGAACACCUGUAUCUAUUAUUAUGUAUGAAAAUGAAAAAAAAAAUGUAGUGCCAUUGACAAAACUAUAGAUUAUUCUUUUUUCAAAUAUUUUAAUUAAUUUUUGUAAUUUUUAUACAAUAUAUACAAUAUAAAAAAUUAUUAUUUAUUCAUUCAUUCAUUCAGUACAUAUAUGUGUACAAGGCGGUCUUAAUGCUAAAAGCAUUCAUUUCCAGUCAACCUUAGGGAAGUGUUAGAAUAAAAAAUAUUUUUUUAGUACUUAUUAAUGAAUACUAACACCCGUUUGAAGGAAUACGUUACGUUAAUUAACAUAUCGUAUAAACUUUUUCUUUGCUGUAUAAUUUAUUGAUAACACCAGCAAAUUUGUGCCAUGGUCUUAGAUAAAAAAAAAAUUAAAUAAAGAAUGAAAAAUAUGCAUUUAUGUUAAGCAUUUAUGUAUAAUUUACUAAUAAAGUAAUCUUUUUCA
This is a messenger RNA of Galleria mellonella (greater wax moth), 4072 nucleotides long. It is a transcript of the gene BGRP2, whose product is annotated as beta-1,3-glucan-binding protein-like. Gene Ontology annotation, molecular function: hydrolase activity, hydrolyzing O-glycosyl compounds; carbohydrate binding. Gene Ontology annotation, biological process: carbohydrate metabolic process. The transcript has 9 exons. Bases 45 to 1496 code for a protein of 483 amino acids. The record is from RefSeq and is a predicted model, not a curated record. NCBI's taxonomy places the organism in Eukaryota, Metazoa, Arthropoda, Insecta, Lepidoptera, Pyralidae.